AUGUUGCCCUCUUCGAUGCGGCGUGUAGUCGCCGCGGCCGUCCCCCAGACUGGCCGCGCUCUGGCGUCAUCCGCCCCCAAGACGGUCGCCGCUUCUGCUCCGGUUGCCUUCCGCGGCCACCAGCGUCGCUGCUCAUCCUCAAAACCAUCGCGGUCGGAUAAUGGCUCCAACGAUAUUGCCGCUGGCCAGUCUGUUCCCGCCUCGGCCGCCUCUGCCCCCAAGGCUGGCAGCGACAAGCGCAAACGCAAGUCCAAGGACACAUCUGAUCGUGAUGCCUCCUUUAAGAGACUCCCAAGCGUCCCUAACACGUACCACAUGUCUGAAGAAGCUUUGAGCCUGUCGAGCUUUUUCUCUCUGCACCGACCCAUCUCCAUCACGCAAACGAUGCCCCGAACCGUCAGCGAUGAACACUUUGCUUCCAUCUUUGCUGCUCGCUCCAAGGCAGCCAAGAUGAACGACACCAUGUCCACACUGUCCGAUACGAUCGAUCAGCUUGAUGGCCCCAUGGCCAGCGUUACCAUUGGCGACCCUGCGGAGGAAGAUGCCAUGCGGGAUGGCAUGCGCCGCGUUGAGUUCAAGAACCCUGACGGCUCCGAAUCUAGCCUUUACCUGCAGGUUGACACCAUGUCUGGCGAUUUCCUGCCCUUCCGCCCGCCACCUUCGCCGCAGGCCCAGAUCCAGCCCGAGCCCGAAGCCGCUGCUGAGACUGCUGAGCACGCCGAGACCAAGCCUUCACACCGCGUCUACAACGCCAUGUUCACCAUUGAGGAGUCGACCGAGGCCAACGGUCAGAUCCGCAUCGUCGCGCAUAGCCCUCAUAUCAUGCAGGACGAGCAGCCCCGAAGCUUUUUGGAGCGCCUGGCUCAGCGCCAGCUGCGCGUUGAGGAUGCCCGCGGCCGCCGCAGCAUGCACGCCAUCAGCGUCAAGCGCCAGAGAAAGUUGAAGAUGAAGAAGCACAAGUACAAGAAGCUUAUGAAGAGGACACGCAACGAGCGCCGCAAGCUUGAUAGAACUUAA
This is a messenger RNA of [Torrubiella] hemipterigena, 1017 nucleotides long. Lineage: Eukaryota; Fungi; Ascomycota; Sordariomycetes; Hypocreales; Clavicipitaceae. The record is from the annotation of a GenBank genome assembly.